AUUCCUGGUAGUGCAUUCAAAGCGUCGCUCUUGGACCCCCGCGUCCAAUCAGCGACGAGUUUUAUGAUGACACCUUGGGAUUCCGCGAAGUAGUUUCUUUCAGAUGAGAACAGCAAACGGCGGUACAGAGUUGACGCACUUAUGAGGGAAGAAGGGAAUGACAGUACGCAAAGUUCCACGCUUUCCGAUCUGGUUGAAAUAAGAUCGGGAACAGGCACCUGAAUGCUAAUUCGAUAACUUGUGCGUGUAGACGCAAGCGAUACACGCUUUUAUUCUUCGCUUGGAACAUUAAUCAUCCCAGUCACAUUGGGAAAGACACGUGUAGGCGUGAAGCCACGUUUUCCGGAAUCAUCUGUAUCCCGAUGCGCAUAUGAUGAGAAUCCCGCAUUUUAAGUUUUAGUGUUGUUCAAGUAAUUGCACCAGGUUACCUCUCAGUUUCCAGUACAUUUUGGAUAAAUACAAAACAAUGACGGACGUUGAUACUGCAGCAAGGUCCUUGGGGCCGGUCUCAAACGCUGACCGCUCAGACAAACUAGCCGGCGAGCAGGGAUCUGAAGAAAGUCAAGAAAGCCGGACUCUGUUAAUGGUCGCAAUGAUUCUGCUGGACCUAAAUCAGUGCAUCCCAACCGGCAUCGGCGGCAAAUGCAUAGUGGAUAGUGAUGCGGACACUCAACCCGGCGUGAAGGAAAACCGGGAGAAUUGCAGACAGAACCCGAGCAGGGUGAAAAGGACACGGAACCGCGACAGGCUACAUGCAUCCGCUGAGAAGAGACACUGCUGUCCCUAUACUGGCUGUGGAAAAAUAUACGGCAAAUCGUCCCAUCUGAAAGCGCACUUUAGAGUACACACCGGUGAGAGGCCUUUUCAGUGUACCUGGUCAGGCUGCGCAAAGAAAUUCUCUCGGUCGGAUGAACUGACGCGACAUUUUCGUACGCACACCGGGGAGAAGCGGUUCACGUGCCCGCUCUGCGACAAAUGCUUCAUGCGAAGCGACCACCUCACCAAGCACGCCCGCAGACACGUCGGUUUCCACCCCAGUAUGCUCCAGGGUCCCGCCGGACGAAGACGACACUCUUCGACGUCUACAUCGUCCUCUGGCUCCAGCGAUCACAUGUCUGCUGGUGUUUGAGCAACCAUGUGACCACUGUACAUUUUGGAUGUCUCUCUUUCCUGAGGCUCAGAUCUUGGAGCCUCCGUUAUUGAGCUGAUGAUUAUAUGAGAUAUCAGACGUGUUACAUAACGGAAACUUACAAAAUAUGUUGUGCUGGAGUUGUCCAAGACAAAAACUGAAAUGGGACUGCUCAGUGGAAUGGACAGAUCAUCAGCUUUAAGCAGAAACAAUGUAGUGCACAUUUAGUCUGAGGAAUAUUUCAAAUCUAUAGUGGUAUUUAUAACUUCAUAUCACGUAUCACAAAUAUGAGAUUGAUUUCAGUACAGGGAAGCCAGGGGAUUAAUAACACAUCCCCUGUGACAAAGGGAAGUAAACAUAGCUAUUCUGUGUACAAAUAGGCUAUAUUGUGCUUAGUGAAACCGAAACACAGUUUAAUGAUGACUUUGAAGUGUCAAAUUUUGCAGUGGUCCAGUUACAGGAAGUGAGUAGGGUCUUAAAACGCUAUGAAUGUUUUCGGUUCUUUGUGUUAUUAACGAAGACAGCGGUUGACCUUAUUUCUGAAGAUCAAUUUUAUGUGAUUUUAAAACAGAUGGGUACUUAUGAGAUUAACUUCUUAUCUUGUAUGGUUUUACGCACACAAACAAGCUUUUGUGUUUUUUAAACAAUCAUAAUUAUUUGCGUAUUCAACAAUGUAACUUAUUUAAUGUACAGCAUUGCAAAUCCCGUUUAUUCAGAACACUUUUAUUAAUUAUUUCUUUUUGAAACUUGGUUUUUUUUUCCGAUCAGGCUUCAGAAGUGACGUAGUGAGACUAGCCGAAGUUCACUCAUUAAUAGUUUACCAUCGCCAUCUAUAGGUGUGUUAUGGGAAAACACAAGGUAGGAGCUGCGCCUUUGCCAUAUAUACACAUUGCACAACUGAAAAAGACAGAACAAAGAUUGUAUAUUUCUCCCACUACCUAUGGUUUCAUUAGCAGCCUAUAGUGUAUACAAUGAACUUGAGUAACGUAGUCUUUUAAUAGUUCUAUUAAUGCGUUUUCCAUUUUCAUACAAGUUCCACUUGACUUCAUAAGUCUUUCCACUGUUCAGCUGUUUACUUGAAAUACUUAAUGUUAUGUGAGUUUAGAUUUAGUUUGACUCUACCUUACCGAUCAGCCAUUGUGCUUUGAAAGACACAAGCACAAACAGAACUUUACAUGUGAAUCAACAAUUAAUGCAUCUGUUGGAUCUUUAUUCAGUAACCAUUGUAUAGAUUUUAUAUUUUAUGUUAUGAUAGCUGAUCAACAACCUUUUGGCUUUAGUAGGCUAUCUGUGCUAAUUUAUUGUUCAAAUGUUCCCAUGUGUUUAGUAGGUUGUGAUCCUGAAUUCAAAACACACUGUCAUUGUAAAAAUGCUCAACCUGUGCCUUGUUUUGAGGUUUAGAAUUCUUAGACUGCAGAAUGUAAUUUAGCAAGAUAUUGAGAAGUACUUUGCUGUAAUUUACAAAAAAUCUUCUCAAUCGUGUCGUGUGAAUGCCAGUGUUGUGAUGUGCAUAUCUGUGUCUUACAGACUUUGAGCCACUACCUUUGUACAUACAUAUUCUGUACUUUUACAUCAGUAUCAUGUAUGCAACAUUCAUAUUUUGGAUUUCAUUACUUGUAAAUGAUGUAUAUGAGGAUUAAUUAAAACAAAGAAGAAAAGUGUAA
Molecule: messenger RNA, 2793 nt
Organism: Labeo rohita (rohu)
Lineage: Eukaryota; Metazoa; Chordata; Actinopteri; Cypriniformes; Cyprinidae
Gene: klf9
Product: Kruppel-like factor 9
Exons: 2
Coding region: 467-1129 (220 amino acids)
Biological process (GO): regulation of transcription by RNA polymerase II
Molecular function (GO): RNA polymerase II cis-regulatory region sequence-specific DNA binding; DNA-binding transcription factor activity, RNA polymerase II-specific
Source: RefSeq, a predicted model, not a curated record